Molecule: messenger RNA, 1331 nt
Organism: Bactrocera dorsalis (oriental fruit fly)
Lineage: Eukaryota; Metazoa; Arthropoda; Insecta; Diptera; Tephritidae
Exons: 3
Coding region: 124-669 (181 amino acids)
Source: RefSeq, a predicted model, not a curated record
ACAAAAGCUAAAACGGAAGCUGUUUCAAAGAAUUUAUUUUCUCUGAAAGUUCCAAGUUAAAAGUGAUUAGACGAUAAAUCAAAUUUGAAACAUAUCUUCAGCAUCUUAUGAAAUCGUUUAGAGAUGUCGCACAAACUGAAAAUAGCAAUAUACAUGCUUUGGCUGGCAUUGGGAGCGAUGCAAUCAGCUGAUGGACAAUCGAUUUCGAAUACGGUGCAUCGCACGCAAGCUGCCACGGAGCGCGUUAAUGAUCUCUCCUGCUACGAAUGUGAUACGAUGGACCAUGGCGAGGCGUGCGUGGAUGUCAUGACGCGCAAUCUAACCAAUUUCAUACGCAAAUGCAAGGGUGAGGAGUUCAUUUGUAUGGUGAAACGUUUCUCAUACACAACCAGCACGGAGAACUCCACCAGCGCACCAAAAAUGUGGUCGCUGGAUCGACGCUGCGCUGUAACCUGUGAGUCCGGCUGCAUCGUGAUCGGCGAGCGAACGAAGCUGUACGCUUGCACCUCGUGCUGUGAAAAGUCGCUCUGCAAUACGGGACGCGGACGGGCCGUGAGCACUUUCCAGCGCGUCGAAACGGGCAUUGGCACAUACUGGUGUGCCGCAAUGGUGGCAACAUUGUUGCAGCGACUACUCCUACACAGCAAUCAAUCCCUGUUGGAAAUCUGAAGCUUAGCAUAAAAAGAGAAAGACAGUUAAAGAAGAAUAGCGGGUACUUAGUAGGCAGUUUUAGUGCAGCAGUGGCUGUGGCAGAAGAAGUUACGCAGCAGCUGGCAUUAAAGCAGAGAUUAGAUGCUCUAAAGAUGGUUCUACAAGCAACUCUCCUAUAAGCGCCAAAAACUUAAACUAUUUAGCAAAUGUAUACUCAUUAUGAGGUAGUUGAAAACUUUUUCCUGUUCAAGUCAGCCAAAUACUUUUGUGAUACCAAAAAGCAUAAUUAAUAAAACUAAUUAAGUUACUAAUUAAAGUUUAGUGUUGAAAUUCCAUGCUAAUGCUUGUGUGUUCUCAUAUUAUGCCUUAAGGUAGACCACAUGUGAGUGUAGUUCCGUUAAUGACUCCCACUUCGCCACUUGUUUGGAUCGUUUAACUCGGCCUAGGCCAUUAAUAAAAUUCUUAAUUAAAGCAACAAACGUCAAGUUUAAGGGUGCAAACCGACUUCAGACACAAGCCCCGCCGCCUAAUGCAGUCCAAAUAUAAAUUGCCUCAAAUGCUUUCGAAAAUGUUUUACCAAACCAAACUCCAAACCACACUCUCCUUCGCGGCUACUUGUGAGAAUUUGACGCAUGCAUGCGAUUUCCGUUGCUUGGGCCGCUGUUUGUCCCAACACGCUC